AUGAGAGAUCACGGGUCCAAAUAGGUAAUUUUGACUUUUUUGUUUCUUUGAAGGGAGGUGGAGACAAGUUACCAACCCCCUCCCUCCGUCCUUGACUGAAAUUACCAACUCUUUUUGCACAGGGGAGACACUAAAAGCACUCCCAAAGCUCUCGAAAUGGAGGCUCCUGAAGACUACUGUGCUAGUAACGGCCAAUGCUCUCCUGGUAAGGAGAAGUCAAGAAUGUCGGAGGAUAUGUCAACACCUAAUGGACAGACUGUUCCUCAGGGUCCUAAUUCCCCCAGUGAACUGAUGAUUAAGCAAGAGGAAGAAACAGGGGAGGAGGCUGACAACAAAAGUCCAGCACUUGAAGGGCUAGGCCAAACAGGGGAGGAGGAGGGAGUAGCAAUGGAGGAAUCCAUGACUGGCAGCCCAAGCAACAUACAGGAUGGAUUGUCUGGUCAGAGUAUGACAGCUGAUGCAGAGAGUCGACAACCUAAUGGUGACAGGCCGUUCCAGUGCAACCAGUGUGGCGUCUCGUUCACCCAGAAGGGAAACCUGCUUCGACACAUCAAGCUGCAUACAGGCGAAAAACCCUUCAAAUGCCCCUUUUGCAACUACGCCUGCCGACGGCGUGAUGCCCUCACUGGUCAUUUGCGUACUCAUGCUGUUGGCAAACCACACAAGUGUAACUACUGUGGACGGAGCUAUAAGCAGCGGACUUCUCUGGAGGAGCAUAAGGAACGCUGCCAUAGUUACCUGCAGAGUAUCGGCUUGGAUCCAACCACUAACACUAGGCCUUACACAGGUGAGGUUCCUAAAGAGUCAAGGCCCAUGGCAACCUUUGAUCGGCCACCUGUUAUUGAAAGACUGCACAGCAAUGUGGGCAAGAGAAAGAGCACCACACCUCAGAAAUUUGUGGGUGACAAGAUCCCACGCCUCAGCUACCCUGAACUAGGCUAUGAGAUGGGCCUCAAGUACGAGAAGAAGGCUGAACUGAUGCCAGCCCACUUGAUGGACCAGGCCGUCAGCAAUGCCAUCACUUACCUGGGAUCAGACACACUUCGGCCCAUGCUCCACCAUCCAGGGCCCCAUCUUUCUAUGGCCGAGGUGGUGCCCAUGGUCAACCCCCUUUUCCAUCAUGUCCUGCCCCUGACUCAACGAACGGAUCGCCCAGGAAACUGUGACACGCUCCCACCACAGCUACCACUGCUUCAUGAGUUCCCCUGCCUUCCCACCUCAAAUGGCCCAACUGCUUCAACCAGGCAGGUCAAGCAGGCUCAGCCAGGGCAAGAGGAAUCUCCCAACAACAGUGGAGUUGAAUCUGCUGACUCAGCUCGCAGCAGCCCUCAGGAGAGGCACAGCUACCAUGGUAGCAUCCCCCCUCCUGGCCUCAGGUCACAAGCAAGUCCAUCAGUAGUCUUUUCAGGAGACCGAUUGAGAGAAGCAUCACCCAGAAGUGUGACAGGAAUGGCGACUGGGAUAAUGCGAGUGGCCACAGAGAGGCCUUUAAGUCAUGAAGGGGUGCGGGUGUUUGGACGAGAAGGCCAGGAGUUGCGGGCCUUCCAGUGCGAGCACUGUCGGGUGCUCUUCUUGGACCAUGUCAUGUAUACCAUCCAUAUGGGUUGCCAUGGUUACAGAGAUCCCCUGGAGUGCAAUAUCUGUGGUCACCGCAGCAAAGACCGCUAUGAGUUCUCCUCUCACAUAGUCCGUGGUGAGCACACAUUCCAGUAAGAGGACGGGUAAGACAAGGAAGGGAAAGGAGCAAUAGCCUGAUAUCCAUCCCUGUCCCCAGACCUCUGAGACUCCACAGUUGAAUGGCACUGUAGACAAGUGUAGCACAAUCAGAGACUUUUUUUAAGCUACUUAGUGUGAAUUUGAACAGUUGAACAAUCAUAUGAAGGUAUGGGCCAAAGACACAUUUUAUACAUAUUUAAUUAAGAUGUAUUGUAGAGAAAGGAAUGUGCAUUUUUCUUCUGAAAAUGUUCAUGAAUUGU
Scomber japonicus (chub mackerel) is the source of this 1976-nucleotide messenger RNA. It is a transcript of the gene ikzf2, whose product is annotated as IKAROS family zinc finger 2. The transcript is spliced from 8 exons. Gene Ontology annotation, biological process: regulation of transcription by RNA polymerase II. Bases 157 to 1713 code for a protein of 518 amino acids. Gene Ontology annotation, molecular function: DNA-binding transcription factor activity; RNA polymerase II cis-regulatory region sequence-specific DNA binding. The record is from RefSeq and is a predicted model, not a curated record. NCBI's taxonomy places the organism in Eukaryota, Metazoa, Chordata, Actinopteri, Scombriformes, Scombridae.